This is a messenger RNA of Cylindrotheca closterium, 1092 nucleotides long. The record is from the annotation of a GenBank genome assembly. NCBI's taxonomy places the organism in Eukaryota, Bacillariophyta, Bacillariophyceae, Bacillariales, Bacillariaceae.
AUGCGAUCCAAGCGCAGCACUACUACUAACGAGGACGAAACGAGGGCCAACGAAAUGGCCUCUCCGACAGCAUCAGCAGCAUCAGCAGCAACAUCAGCAAGUCAUUACCAAGUUCCGAGUUUGACCUCCACACUCGGCCUCUUUUCCGUGGUCGUCUUAGUUUGUAGUUUCCGCAUUUUUGACAAGCGCAUGAUAUUGCCCUAUGCCAACGCCAUUCAAAAUACGGACAUGGAUUUGGAAAAUGCCUAUGGCCAUUCGGCUGCACUCUGCGCGAUUCAAAAGGACGGCCUCCGGUACAUUGACGAGUGGGUCAUUUACAAUCUGGCCAUCGGAUUUGAAACGAUAUACCUCUAUGACAAUUCCGAGCACAAUGAGCUCGCGCCGUGGCACGAUCAACUACCACAAUCUACGAAAGAGAGGGUGGUGAUCAGACAUUUUCCUUCCUUUCGGGCGCAACGGCCUGCCUACACACUUUGUUGGGAAGACAUCAGGAACCGAAAGGCUCAUUCCUGGAUUGCCUUUUUUGAUUUGGAUGAGUUCUUGGUGAUUAAGGAUCGAACAAAGUAUCCUCAGCUCAUGGAUUUGCUGGACAGUCUGUCAUUAGAGUAUGGUGGAUUGGCGGUGAAUUGGGUCAUGUUUGGAUUCAAUGGACAAACUACCUACGAACCAAAACCAGUUACCUUGCGGUUCCAAAAACGGGACGCCAACGCCACAAAUCCGUUGGUGAAAACCAUUGUACGAGCCCAAAUAACACCCAAUGUUCGAAGCGCACACUUUGUCAAGUACAACGCGUCAGAAACAAUGCGAACCAGGGACACCAAUGGCAAAAUAGUCGGGGGGGCACGCAAUGAGGACCUUCCGAACGAUGUGGCGGCUCUGUAUCACAUUCAUACCUAUUCCUUUGGCGAGUUCAAGGAGCGAUGUGGAAGAGGUGAUGUGGCGAAGAAAAAGUCGGAAUGGAAUAUGGUAUUGGCGUGCAAACCAAAUCAAACCAUUUUAGAGGAAAUCAACUACAACGAAACAGUUUAUGAUCCUGCCUGUUGGGAACUAUUGAAAGAACGAGCACCUGAAUAUGUGGCCAAGUUCAUAUGA